UGUCAAGCUCUGGGAACUCAGAUCCGUCGCCGUUGCAUAAUCGGUUUGUACAUCUCUCUCUUCGUUUGUCUCCUUUGACUCUAUAGGAAUCCAAUUUAACUUUUGAGCAAGUAAAAUGGAACAAGAGGCAGCUGAAACUGCGAGGGAGUCGCUGGAGCUUGUGUUUCGGAUGUCGAACAUCUUGGACACUGGUCUCGAUCGACAUACAUUGUCUGUUUUAAUAGCUCUCUGCGAUCUUGGUCUUAACCCCGAGGCUCUAGCUGCUGUCGUCAAGGAGCUUCGCCAGGAAUCUGGCAACAACCAUGGCAGCCGCUUAAGAUAAUAAUUCAAAUCCUUUGGAAGAUGGAUCAAUACUGAAACAUCUGCGAUUGAUUUUUUUUUUUCUUUUUCCUUUUAUGUUUCGGUUUUAUUCUGCCAUUAAACUUAUCGAGUGUUCCUGAGAUAUAGAGUCUUAUGAGGGGCCGAAUCACAAAGUUACCCUCCUCAUCUU
Molecule: messenger RNA, 490 nt
Organism: Raphanus sativus (radish)
Lineage: Eukaryota; Viridiplantae; Streptophyta; Magnoliopsida; Brassicales; Brassicaceae
Product: mitotic-spindle organizing protein 1A-like
Exons: 2
Coding region: 116-322 (68 amino acids)
Biological process (GO): mitotic spindle assembly; gamma-tubulin complex localization; microtubule nucleation by interphase microtubule organizing center
Cellular component (GO): gamma-tubulin ring complex; interphase microtubule organizing center; spindle
Source: RefSeq, a predicted model, not a curated record